CUGUUAGUGGGUCACAGCAGCCCCCAAACCCGAGAAGGGUAUACAUAUCCUCCUCUUCAACUUCAAGAGCAGGAUGGACGUUUGCUUCUCCUUCAAGAGGUGCGAAUUGAAUAAAUUGGCUGAGAAAUCGAACCAAUUCUCUUGCUUAAGGGUGGAAGUCGGCCGGAAAAUAAUCGGAGAUCGUGGUUAAGCACAGGCCCGCUUGGGCUUCCACAUGCCGACCCACGACCAAUUCUAGCCAAGGGAUUCAUUAGCCGUGAUGAGUUCGAGUUGAAGACAUUCGCUGUUGGGUUUAGGCGCCGGUGUCGGGCCCGUUGGUUGAUUCUACCACCGACAAGGUCAAGAACACCGUACAAUUGGGACCACCAAUUCUAGGUGUAAGCUCGGAGUGAUCAUUUCUAGCCAAACAGCAAACAUGAAUGCAUAUCUCAUUGGAAGGAAUGGGUUUCAACAAACAUUCUGAAAUAGCUGCUGCAAUUGGAGGAAAGAAAGUCAUUUGUUUUGUGCGGCAUUAUAAUAUCGAUUUCCAAGGAGGAAGUAGCCGAGAAUCAAGUGGUAGUGGUCAGUUGAGUAGGUACACUAUCAUCAAAUUGUACACAGAGGAAGAAAUCCAAUCAUCAACCUCUUUGCCAAAUCCCAUCGAUGAAGAAAAUUGCAUUGCUUUUAUAAAGACAACUUCCAACACAGAGUCAGGCAGCUCUUCUUCAGCUCAAGCUGUUCAUACUUACAGCUUUGCAGAUAUUUCCAUGCCAGAAAAACAAUUCUUCAGCCCCAAUACAAGUAUGGUCUUGGAAUCAAUUGCACACAAAGUGGAUGAUGUUGCAACGUCAGGUAAUAUUAAACAAGCAACAAAAAGGGCACUUACUUUUACUGAUAAUGAAAUGGAAACAGAUCUGCGAGCUGGUAUAUUCACUCCACAAAAACCAAAAAUCAAAAGAUGCCCAGUUGCACCAGACAAAAGAGAAACCUCUGCAGCCCACAAAAAGCCUAGAGAAAAAAUUGAAUGAGCCAUGUAAUGUCAAUCUUCAUUGUGAAAGCUUUUGAAUGUAGUAUCGUUUUGCUUUUGGUGUAAUCAUAUUAGUGUUAUUAAGCAUUUGUUACAAAAUGCUUAAUAAAUGCUAAUAUUAAUGUAAAUCCACCUGUUUUGUUGUGUAUUAUCUAGCUAUGCCUUGGCCAAAAUCUUAGGGCAGGAACUUGUUUUGUUGUAUAUAACUUCCAUAUGCCCUUAGAACCAAAAACUAUUGCUAGCUUCAUGCCUUUGGGCCAUAAACUAUUACUUUUGUUAUACCUCAAAUACUCGAAAAUUGGAUAUUAUUUUGAUGCUCAACACUAACU
Messenger RNA from Striga asiatica, 1335 nucleotides. The record is from the annotation of a GenBank genome assembly. Lineage: Eukaryota; Viridiplantae; Streptophyta; Magnoliopsida; Lamiales; Orobanchaceae.